AUGUCGCCGCGAGGGCAUCUCACGACGAGCACCACCUACACGCUUGCUCACACGGCGCAGUGCAAGUUGAAAAUCGCCGCCAACCGUCCGGACCGGAAUUUGCGAUUUGUCCUUGGCCAUGCCUUUACGCUGGACAAUCUCAUGGUUCGGAUCGUCGAGAUCGAGAAUCAGAACGCCAAAUCCGUCUUUCAAGAAGGCAAGCCGGCGGCGCCAAGCGACCUGGGACACGAACACGAACACGAACACUAUGAUUGCACAGCAGCGCCGCCGCCGCAGCCGACAACAGCGCCAGAGCCCGAAUCGAGGGGCCGCAGAGUCAGUUUCCACGACAACAAUGCCCGGCCGUCCAGCACGGCGGGGGUGGCCUCCAACAACAAUCGACCCGACAACGGGACUUCUUCGCCGUCGCGCAAACGAUCUCCGCCGCCCGCGGUGGUGAAACACAGAUACAUCGACGAAGAGCAGGACGAAGACGACACCUCGUCGGACGACUACGACGAGCCCGAAUCGUACGAGUUGGACAGCGGCGAGUCAGCCAAGCCGGCGCCGAAACUGAGGCCCGUUGCGCACGACGCAUACUCGGACGAAGAAGACGCCGCGCUCGAGCUGGCCGACGACGAACUCGACGACGACAUGAACGGGCUGUCGCUCACGCGCUUCGGCUCGGCCGCAGCCCAACCGCCACGCAUGGUUCGCUCUGACUCGUCAUCGGAUGAGGAGGAAGAUGAGAAAGCCGCAGAGCCCGUCACACCGCCCCAGUUACCCGCCGACGUGGACGUCCGGGAAAUCCUGUGUGGCGAGAAGGACACUGAGUUGACGAAUCUCUACGAGAGCGUGAGGAGGUGUUCUUGUCACGGAAAGCACGAGGACCUGGACGUUGGGGGCACGCCCCAAGGGAUAUGGGAUGUGCCUGUGGAGAAAACGGGAGGGAAGCAUUUGGCCGUGGUGGCUAUUGCUGCCUGA
This is a messenger RNA of Fonsecaea multimorphosa CBS 102226, 963 nucleotides long. RefSeq lists its product as uncharacterized. NCBI's taxonomy places the organism in Eukaryota, Fungi, Ascomycota, Eurotiomycetes, Chaetothyriales, Herpotrichiellaceae. The transcript has a single exon. Bases 1 to 963 code for a protein of 320 amino acids. The record is from RefSeq and is a predicted model, not a curated record.